Fusarium falciforme is the source of this 2157-nucleotide messenger RNA. RefSeq lists its product as hypothetical. The transcript has a single exon. NCBI's taxonomy places the organism in Eukaryota, Fungi, Ascomycota, Sordariomycetes, Hypocreales, Nectriaceae. The record is from RefSeq and is a predicted model, not a curated record. Bases 1 to 2157 code for a protein of 718 amino acids.
AUGCAGACUCUAUGGUCGAGAGCCGGCCAGGCUCACCGCUGCGGAUGCCGGGUCUGCGAAACCGCCGUCAGCGCCCUCGGCCGACGGGUGACGACUGCCUCUCGACCACGCAAAGUCACCUUUGCCGAUAUCUUUACAGCAUGCUACAGCUCCAUGUUUGCGACCGCAGCUGUCGUCGAUGCCGUGAAGAAGGAGGACCGCAGGCAAGACUUGGAUCGCCAAUUGGAGGAGACGCGGCGGGAAUUGGCCGAGCUUCAGAUGCUCCGAACCCUCGAGACGAAGCGAAUUACAACCAACCUUACCCAAAAGGAUGAACUGAGCCUCAGCCAGAUGGAUGUUCUAUGGCAAUCUCUCAAGGAUAUCUACACGAACCGACCGUAUAUGAAAGAGAUCGACAAGCCUGUUACCAUACGCGUUUCCGAGUUUUUGAACCGCCUGCAAGCCGACUAUUAUCAAUGCCCGGAUGAAGCAGCAAUGCUUGCUCUGAGGCAGACAGACUACGAACGCCUUGAGCAAGCUAUAAAGGACGAGGAGAUUGAUCAAUUUCUUCCUCACCGAACUCCGUUAAACCAGAAACAUCUUCACAACGACUCUCGGACAAUUGUUCAUCUUGUCACACAACUCCUGGACCGCGCUGCUGCUCACGACAAAUCAACAUCCUCCAGCCCCAGCUACUAUGAGGCUCGCCAUUUGGCGUACGAGGGCGUCUCUUAUACUUUCGACUCGAUCGACCCUGCCAGAGCUAGGAGAAACCGAAUCACCUUGAACCGACGACUCAGAGAAGUGGUUGAUUCCCCCGAUCUCAGGCUAAAGGAAAAAGUUGGCAGGGUGUGCUACAAUUUGCUUGUGUCGGCGUACCCAGCUGAUAUGCACACGCUCAACACCUUAAUUGUUGCCUUUGACAAGCAAGGGCACAAGUAUAUUUCCGAGGCCCUGGUCAACUCAUUCUUCUACUACCGACGCGUCCAGCCAACGCCAUCUACUUUCGUGGCAAUCUUGAACCACUACAAGAACUCCCAGAACCAUGGAAGGUUCCUUCGCGCUCUUGCGUGCCUUACUGGCCUUGAUACAGAAACGGGAGCCAAACUGGGUCGCAGACAUGUCACUGACACUGCCCCACCCAAGGCAAAAAGAAUGAGUAACAAGACAUCUACCCAAACAGGUGAUUGGAUCUGGGGGCACGCACCUCUUACCAAGCCUAUCAUCGAGGCAGUGAUUGAUGGUCUUCUUCAUUUCAAGUUAUUCGACCAGGCUGCACUCUUCUUCGUGUCAUGCAUGAAGGCCAACGUUGUGCUUGGCACGAACACGAUCAAGCAAUUGUUUGACGAGUGCAUCCUCGCUCUUGACUGGAAGGCUGCUGUGCGUCUGAUUCAAGGCUUCACGAAUUGCCCAAACACAUGGCAAUCCAUGCUGAUGAAUCGUAACGAGAGCACUACCUAUCUCAUCAGCCGGCUGCAUGUCCUCCUUGACCUUGUUGGUCUGAGAACUUCUGGUGGUCAAGUGUCCGAGUCAACUCUGGAUAACCUGUCCAUCUCAACUCAGGGAUUCCGCCAGUUUCUGGAGGCUCUAGCGACGGUCGACUCUACUUCACAACUUCAGCUACAGAGCUCAACAACUCAGCUCGUCCACUCUUCAGAGAGCAGGUUGCUACAAAUAGAGGCUCUCUGGAAGGAGGUGGCUUUUGUGGAAAGGACAACGCGCUCUAUUGAGAGUAAACUCCUCUAUCCAGAUUUCAGCCCCCAGUUCCGCGAGUCAAUGGCUCUGCACAUUGGAAACACGGCAACCAAGCAGACAUUGAAGCUCAAUCAGGAGCUGAUUGGUUUUCUGUCACAACUCUCGAUCUCGAGGCGUGUGCUGGAGGCGGUGAUGGAGUGCGAGGGUUUUCCGAGCAACAACAGGGCUGAUGGGGCAGCCAAGAAGCAGAAGAAGUCAAGGAAGAAUCAGGCUAAAAACCAGGCCAAGGCAUGGCUUCGCGAUCAGAAGACAGCCGUCGUUCUUCCAGAACCGAUAGCAAUGUCGGCUGGGCGGAUAAGCAGAACGCCUGGACAGUUUGGGCCAGCACAUUUGAGGGCGAGGCCAAGGAGGCUGAUCACAUGGCCAGUACCGGAUCAGCGACCGGCAUAUCUGGAGCAGGGGCAGUGGGCGGGAUUGGUUUGA